AUGUCUGGGAUUUAGUAUAUCAACGGAUCACUCUCAAUUAUUUGUAUUUAAUUAGAUAUAUAGGUAGAGUAGCCAACUUUAUGCCAAGAAAAUUCAGUUGUAGAAAGAGGAUUAAGCCUUGUUUAAUCCCUUGUUUAAAAGAUCGAUUUGCAGGAUGAAGAGGGACUUUUUCACUCAUUUUAAAGAGAUCUUAAGGUCCUUGCAGUUAUAUUUUGUAGAAUGUGUUUAAUUUUUUGGAGUAGAAGUUUUCUGAUGUUGCAAAACUUAAUUGAAAUUAUCUUAGCAAAUAUGAGUAGAAAAAGAUUUUGCAUUUUGCUACAGUCUUUUUUUUAUAAGUUAAAAAGAGUUCAUAAGUGA
This is a messenger RNA of Paramecium primaurelia, 357 nucleotides long. The record is from the annotation of a GenBank genome assembly. Lineage: Eukaryota; Ciliophora; Oligohymenophorea; Peniculida; Parameciidae.